CACAGUGUUUAGAGCUCAGAGGAGCUUAUGGUCUUCACGACACCAGACCCUGUCUGAUUUCUACUCUGCAAAAACUGAAAGGCACCCAUUACCAACAUGAGCACCAAAAGAGAAGAGCAGAUCAUUGACACCUACUACACCUCAAUUCAUACUCUGCACAGGAGAAAUGCAAAUGAAGGAAGGUGGCUUCGCUACAUGCAGAAAGAUGGCCGUUUCCUGGUGUCAUUCCGGAAGUGCCCUGGAGAUUGGAGCCCAUAUUUACAGGACAUCUUCACCACCCUCAUAGAGAUUCGCUGGAGGAUAAUGUUCCUUGUCUUUUCCCUUUCUUACAUUCUUUCUUGGAUCUUCUUCGGUCUUCUUUAUUGGCUCAUUGCCUAUAUAAAUGGAGACACCCAGAGUGUAGAUAACAAUCCUUGCAUGGAUAACGUGCGUGGCUUCACUGAAGCAUUUCUGUUUUCAAUGGAGACCCAGGCAACUAUUGGUUAUGGCCACAGGGGGAUAACUGAAAACUGCAUUGGGGCUAUUAUUGUGUUUACUAUCCAUGAUGUUUUUAGCUGCCUUCUUGACACCAUUGUCAUUGGCAUCGUUGUGGCUAAAAUGGCAUCUGCUCGAAAAAGGGCUCAAACGGUGGGUUUCAGCAGUUGUGCUGUGGUCAACCUUCGAAAUGGGGAUCUGUGUCUGUCAUGGCGCCUCGGAGACUUCAGGGGUAAUCACAUCCUUGAGGGAUUUAUCAGGGCCCAUCUUGUCCGCUAUGUGAAGCAGAGAGAGGGUUCUGUUGUGAUGUUGUACCAGGAAUUGGACCUCGAGAACCCUCAUGUUGUCCUUGCAGUGCCUACAACAAUUAUUCACAAACUAAAACCAGGGAGUCCCCUUUAUAGGAUGACUCCAGAUGACUUGCAGGAGGAGCACUUUGAACUGGUUGUCUGCUUUACCUACACUGGGGACUCCACAGGGUUGCUUCACCAGACACGCGUGUCCUACACUCCUGCAGACAUUCACUGGGGGCAACUUUUCCAGGAUAUGCUGAAAGUGGGCAAGAGACACUACAAGGUGGACUAUGCUCUGUUUAAUGAGACCACCUGGGUUUCAGUACCCAUGCUCUGUGCAGAGGCUUAUGAAAGAGAGAGGAGACAUCCUAAUGAGGACGAUUCCCUCAUACCACCAGUCACAGAGAAUGGAAACAUCUACUGGGCCACCAUUGACUGCCCUGAGGAGGUGGUUGUGCGAACAUCUUUGUAAAGAAAGAAAGAAAUAUGCAUUGUGUAAAUUAAUUUGAAUGUCUUUGUAUAUAAAAUUACAUCACAUUUUUUAAUAUAUUGGUUUAUGCUUUGUAAUCAAUACGUUGUGUAUUUGACAACCAAAUGUAAAUUCAAUAAAGCAUUUACUGUUGGUCACUUAA
This is a messenger RNA of Girardinichthys multiradiatus, 1399 nucleotides long. RefSeq names its product inward rectifier potassium channel 16-like. Gene Ontology annotation, cellular component: plasma membrane. Gene Ontology annotation, molecular function: inward rectifier potassium channel activity. NCBI's taxonomy places the organism in Eukaryota, Metazoa, Chordata, Actinopteri, Cyprinodontiformes, Goodeidae. The record is from RefSeq and is a predicted model, not a curated record. The transcript has 2 exons. Bases 97 to 1239 code for a protein of 380 amino acids. Gene Ontology annotation, biological process: potassium ion import across plasma membrane; regulation of monoatomic ion transmembrane transport.